Messenger RNA from Labrus mixtus (cuckoo wrasse), 1886 nucleotides. It is a transcript of the gene adprm, whose product is annotated as ADP-ribose/CDP-alcohol diphosphatase, manganese-dependent. The record is from RefSeq and is a predicted model, not a curated record. The transcript has 3 exons. The coding region runs from base 188 to 1174 and encodes 328 amino acids. Lineage: Eukaryota; Metazoa; Chordata; Actinopteri; Labriformes; Labridae. Gene Ontology annotation, molecular function: manganese ion binding; CDP-glycerol diphosphatase activity; ADP-ribose diphosphatase activity.
UUUUGAACUGUCAUCAUGCAGCACGACUGAGGACACAGAACACAAUACCAACAGCCUGGCUGUGUUUCACCAUGUGACGUUAUUCACACCGUACAGGUAUGUGUUCGGAGUUUCCCGGAACAUUACAUUUCUCCGGAGAGUCAGUAAACAUACCCUGACUGACGUUACACCGAAAACAGAACCGAGAAUGGAGAGCUGUCCCGAACAAACGCCCCUCUUUACCUUCGGGGUGAUAGCGGACAUUCAGUACGCAGAUAUCGACGACGGGUUUAACUUCACCCGGACACGGAGGAGGUACUACCGGAGCAGCCUCCAGCUCUUAAAAAGCGCCAUCGACUGUUGGACAGAGUCCACCGUGAAACCGAAGUUUAUCCUCCAGCUUGGAGACAUCAUUGACGGUUUUAACAAGAAUCACGGCACCUCACACCGAGCUCUGGACACGGUGCUGACCGAGCUCAGCUCCGGGCCCGCCGAGGUCCACCAUGUGUGGGGGAACCACGAGUUUUAUAACUUCAGCCGGAGCGAGCUGCUGCGUUCACGGCUCAACAGCACUCUACACUCCGAGAGGAGCGUGAACGCAGCACCGGCUGACAGUGAGGUGUACGCGUACAGCUUCAGCCCGGUGCCCGGUUUUACUUUCGUUAUUCUGGACGGUUACGAUGUGAGUCUGCUGGGCAGAGAGGAGAGCAGUGACCGGUACCGAGACUCCCUGAGUCUGAUCCGAGAACACAACGACAACGACGACCUCAACUGUCCGGUGUUCAAAGGUCUGGAGGAGAGAUACACGAUGUUUAACGGAGGCUUCAGUAAAGUCCAGCUGGACUGGCUUGAUUCUGUUCUGUCGUCAUGUGAUGAGAAACAGGACCGAGUCACUGUCGUCUGUCACCUCCCCGUCCACCCUGACUCCACCACCCCCAUCUGCCUCGCCUGGAACUACGACGAGCUGCUGGCCGUCCUCCGCUCUCACCGCUGUGUGGUGUGCUUCAUGGCCGGGCACGACCACGAGGGAGGAUACCACAAAGACGAAGACGCGGGGACGCACCACCUCACCUUAGAGGGCGUCAUCGAGACUCCGCCCGACAGCAACGCCUUCGCCACCGUCUCCGUGUACGAGGACCGGAUGGAGCUGAGAGGAUACGGGAGGGUUCGGGAUCGGGUGUUCCUGUUUCCAUGACGACCACAGGAGCAACACGGCGAAUGCAAUGACAGAUUCACAGAUUAAAAUAAAUAUCUGUUAGCUUUGAAUUCAAAGACAGACAGUCAGAUUUAUUUUAUUUCCUUAAUUUGAAGGAGUAAAAAAAAAAACGACCUGCACGGCAGACACACACACACACACCGUCGAGGGAGAAGUGUGUGUGUGUUUAACGGGACAUUAACAGUCCAUAGGCGCCUAAAACAGCGCCCAAAAGAAUCGGUUAAUUUAGUAAAGAUGAUUGCGCUGCUCGUCUGUGUUAACUACUCACUUCAACAAACAUUCACCAAAGACGCUGACAUCUUUAACUUCUGUUGGACACAGCCUCAUGUUGAUUUAUGUUUUAAAUGCAGAGUCGUGAUGAAUUACCUCAGCUGAACAGAAACAGUACCUCUGAUUAUUUCAUCUACUUUUUAUUGUUUAAUCCUGACAGAGAGGGGGAUGUUUCUCCUGUGUUGAUUAUUUUAUAUUCCAGCGGUAAAAUGACACACUUUGAAUAAUUAUACGCUCAGAUUUUAAGAUGGAGGAGGUUAUUUUCUACUGCUGCCUUUUUUUCAAAGCAGCGCUGGUUUAUUUUCUUACUCUGUUGUUUUUUUGAAGGAUGUGUCGGGUGAUGUGGAUUGAUUUUAAAAAUGCAAUUCUGUGUUUUACGACGUAAAAACGAUGCAAGGUGCUAUAAAACAUCAUAAUGACA